Aspergillus niger is the source of this 1263-nucleotide messenger RNA. RefSeq lists its product as uncharacterized. The record is from RefSeq and is a predicted model, not a curated record. The transcript has 2 exons. Gene Ontology annotation, cellular component: intracellular anatomical structure. NCBI's taxonomy places the organism in Eukaryota, Fungi, Ascomycota, Eurotiomycetes, Eurotiales, Aspergillaceae. Gene Ontology annotation, molecular function: NADPH dehydrogenase activity; NADP binding; FMN binding. Bases 1 to 1263 code for a protein of 420 amino acids.
AUGACUCAGUGGCCCGAUAUCACUGUCAAGCCUGCCGAAGGAGUGUCCUUCUACACCCCAGCGCAAUUCCCUCCGGCCGGCACAGCACGCAACCCUCAAACGAGCGGACGGCCUAUCCCUAACCUCUUCCAGCCUUUGACGAUCAGGGGCCAGACUUUCCAGAAUCGCCUGGGCCUGGCCCCAAUGUGCCAAUAUAGUGCCGAUGAUGGACAUAUGACCCCAUGGCAUAUCGCCCACUAUGGUGGUAUCGCCCAGCGCGGCCCCGGCAUGAUGAUCAUUGAAGCCACUGGCGUUGCGCCUGAGGGGCGCAUCACUCCUGGCUGCGUUGGUCUCUGGAAGGACUCCCAAAUUGAACCCAUCAGACAAGUCAUCGAGUUCGCCCACAGUCAAGGACAGAAGAUCGGAGUUCAGCUGGGCCAUGCUGGACGCAAGGCUUCGACUCUUCCUCCUUGGUUGGGUGGUGGUGUCGCGACCAACGCAGUGGGCGGCUGGGUGGACAAUGUCAAGGCUCCCAGCGCCAUCUCCUUUUCCAACGAUGGCAUUACGCCGAAGGCUAUGACGAGGGAGGAGAUCGACCAGCUGAAGGAGGCGUGGGUGGCCGCAACAAAGCGCGCCUUGGCUGCUGGUGCUGAUUUUAUCGAGAUCCACGCUGCCCACGGUUAUCUUCUUUCUUCCUUCUUGAGCCCGUCUUCGAACCAACGUACUGAUGAGUACGGCGGGAGCUUUGAGAACCGCAUUCGAUUAGUGCUCGAAAUCGCUCAACUUAGCCGCGAGACAGUGGGCCCCCACAUCCCUGUGUUCCUCCGUGUUUCCGCUACCGACUGGGUUCCCACCGACGAGCCAGGCUGGAAGGGCGUGGACACAGUGAAAUUGGCGGGAGCACUCGCUGCACAAGGCAUGGUGGAUUUGAUCGACAUCAGCAGUGGUGGCAUCGCCUCUGGGCAAAAGAUCAAAUCGGGUCCUGCGUUCCAGGUUCCAUUUGCAGCUGAUGUGAAGAAGGCUGUGGGCGACAAGUUGCUCGUCGCUGCUGUGGGCAUGAUCAACAAUGGCAACCUGGCCGAGCAGAUCCUGACAGAAAGCAACUUGGAUGUUAUAUUGGUUGGGCGUGCUUUCCAGCGGGAUACAGGACUUGCGUGGCACUUUGCGAAGGAUCUGGAUGUUGAGAUUGCUAUGGCGGCGCAGAUCCGUUGGGGGUUCACCAGUUUCCGAAAUGCUUCGGAGUACAUCCAGCCUAACUCGAUGAAGGCUUCCAUUUUUGAAUAG